Cordyceps militaris CM01 is the source of this 1161-nucleotide messenger RNA. RefSeq lists its product as uncharacterized. The transcript has 2 exons. Bases 1 to 1161 code for a protein of 386 amino acids. The record is from RefSeq and is a predicted model, not a curated record. NCBI's taxonomy places the organism in Eukaryota, Fungi, Ascomycota, Sordariomycetes, Hypocreales, Cordycipitaceae.
AUGGUUUCCAGCAAGCCUGGCCGGUCUAGCCGUCCAAAGCCGUCGGAUGUUGCUUUGGAUACGAAACGCAACUUUAUUCCGCUGCUCAAUGCUAGCUACUUCGACCUCUACCCGCCCUAUUCGAUUCUGUAUAGAGAGCCUUGUCUGCAGUUGCCUGUGAAUCGACGACCGAGCAUCCGGCCGCCAUUCUUCCGUGUCGAGAACGGCGACCCGGUCAUGAGAGCUAUCUAUUACGCCAACAUGGACUCGCAAGCGAGCGAGAUUGCUGGCGGCCCUCGAAUUCGCAUUCCAUUCAUCUGCGCCGCGAAUGAGCGGCGACCUGGAGGUGACUGGGAGAUUGGCUCUCUCCUGUACGAAGAGAAGCUAUGCAGACGCAGCAAUCUAUUCGCGACCCUAUCAACGCCAUUGCCGCAAACUGGAGAAGAGAGCAAUUAUCCCAUCCCAACAACGGGUGGCGUAUUUUCCGACGCAGUCGUGGUUUGUCGUGGCCCUCAUGACCGGUAUGAAAAGCUAGACCGGUGGUACGACUUGCCCGUAUUAUCAGUGCCACCGACUCGAUGGCCAAGGCUCAAGGACAAUGGAGCGUCUUACUCGUUUGAGGCGGAGCGUCAGCAAAUGAAGGACAAAAUCCGGGGAGCUCUGCGAAUUUGUCAUUACAACGGCUAUGACCGCGUGGUGGUGGGUGAUUUCGGUCUAGGAAACGGCUGUCGCAAUCCGCCGCAACAGUUGGCGGAGAUUUGGCGGGAAGUUGUCCUGUUUGAUCCGGAUCUGCGCGGGCAGUUUUCCUACAUCAUUUUCGUGUUUGAAGAUGCGUCGCUGAAUACGACACAGUGCAUUCUUGAGGAACUCAUCAAGAAGGAGCAAAAGACGAGAAUCAAGACCAAAGGAGACUUGGGCUCGCUGCAGAGGGCGGCGCCGUCGGACAUGUCCAUCUUUGAGCGGGUUUUUGACGCAGCCGAGAUCGAGCGCGUGGUCAGCGAGCCAGAUCCUCGCUGGCGACAGGGGUGGAAAGGGUGGAAAGGGUGGCGCGACAGCAUCAAAGCCAGCCAGGACGGGAAGGGGGGGCGGACAUAUUGCAUGCGUACGGCUCCGAGGCUCCAAGACAUUGCACCCCAGGGCUCUUUUAUCAAGGUUGUUCGAAACCUGCAGGAGACGUGGUAA